This is a messenger RNA of Loa loa (African eye worm), 165 nucleotides long. RefSeq lists its product as hypothetical. Bases 1 to 165 code for a protein of 54 amino acids. NCBI's taxonomy places the organism in Eukaryota, Metazoa, Nematoda, Chromadorea, Rhabditida, Onchocercidae. The record is from RefSeq and is a predicted model, not a curated record. The transcript is spliced from 2 exons.
AUGUCAUAUUUCGGGGACACGGUAAGUCUGGAGGCUCGGUCGAGCGCUGAAUGGGAUGUGGGUCCGAGGCAUCAUUCAUGGCUUGGCGUGGCUGCAAGGAGUGCCGGCGCUGGUGCUCCGUGCGGCUGCAGCAAGGCCGAAUUAGGUCUUAUUUUCAGAGGAUGA